AUGGUUUCGGCUUCUAUUGCGUCAGCAGCCUCAGCGCAACCAAUGCCGCAACGCAGAAAAGCUCCUCCACCAGCUCCAAGCCACAGUGAAGCUAUUGCAGCUGCAACUGCAGCUACGACUGCUCAUCCUGAGCUUCAACACGGGGUGAGACCACCAGCCAAGCAGAAUUAUGAACCUGCGGCCAAAACUCAAACUAGGAAGACUGCGGCACCAACUCCUCCUGCGAAGAAGGUUGCACCAAAGCCCCCACCAGCCCCACCAGCGCCACCUUCCGCUCCUGUCCAGAAACCAAAGUACCCUACUUAUAAAGUACUUUAUGACUAUGAUGGAUCUGUUAGCGGAUCUGUUCCGUUGGUAAAGGAUGAUAUCAUGUACGUUGUUAAUGUCAAUGGUCAGUGGGGUCUCGUGAAGGAUUUGAAAGAGACAAUUGAGGGCUGGGCACCUUUUAGAUUACAUGAAAGAGGUUGA
Molecule: messenger RNA, 468 nt
Organism: Clavispora lusitaniae ATCC 42720
Lineage: Eukaryota; Fungi; Ascomycota; Pichiomycetes; Serinales; Metschnikowiaceae
Source: RefSeq, a predicted model, not a curated record